AUGUCUAUAUCAUGUACCAAACGUGUGUCUACUGAAGGCUUUGCAUCAGAUCUUUUAAAAAACGAGCGCAAGACAAUCCAGCCCCUUUUAUUUAAAGCAAGCCAUACCAUUAGCAAUCCUGGCAAGGUACAAGCCAAGGAAAACAGAACCGCAAAGCGUGCUUAUCGUCAACUGCCUACUGAAGUGGUAAUGCAUUUGAUCACCCACGUUUCUUCAAAACGAGAUCUACUGCCACUGAUGGUUCUCAACCGCCAAUUUUAUUUUUGUGUCUACAAGGUUUUUUGGAAAUAUCCUAUUUUCAACAGCAUUCAAAAAUGGCUUAGGCUUUUGCAUGUUCUUACAGCAACGGCAUCAGGAGCGCUCCAUGCAUCAAAGAUUGCCAAUCUAAAUUUUUCAAUGAUUCCAGUCAUGGGCGAUAGAAGUCAGCGUAUUCUUAUCACGAAUUUAAUCCUAGCAUGUCCCAAUAUAACUCAUCUGAAUCUCUACCGUUGCGAGUGGAUAACGGAUACCCUUUUGCAUCAAAUUCCACAGUCAUGCCACAUACUUCGAGUUGUCAAUUUUUCAUACUGCAGACAGGUGUCGGAUGAAACUGUGGCAAUACUGGCACAAUAUUGUCCAUUAAUCGAGUCUUUGAUUUUACGCGAGUGCGGAAAAAUAGGAGAUGCGAGUUUGGAAACCAUUGCAAAGUCUGGAUGGCGGUAUCUUCGACAGUUGAACUUUGCCCAAUGUGGACAUAUUACUGAUCGCGGAUUGGCUUGGAUGGCAUAUAAGCCCACAUCUAACGACUACAACAGGGAUUUUACAAUGCCAUCCACGUCAAUAUGUGAACAUAACACUCGGUUUAAUGAUGUUUUGCAAAAUAAUGAGUCUGAUUCUUCAAUCUGCAUCCAUUUGGAUGAUGCUAAUCCAUAUGACAUUUUUCAUUCCAUCAAUGCAUUUGAACAAAUCACUCAACUCAUUAUAACCAAAUGUUUUCAAGUGACAGAUCAAGGUCUUUAUUCAAUAUCCCAAGGAUGUGGUAAGCUACGCAUGCUAGGCAUGGCUGGAUUGACCGAAAUUACUGCACAUGGUGUAUUAGUUAUUAUAAACCAAUGUGUCGAUCUAUCUAUUUUGAAUGUGCAUGCAUGUCCACAGCUGUCAGCUCAAUGGCUCUCUACCAUCUACAGACAUUCACGUUUGAGGGUAUGUCAUGAAAAACUAAUCAAUCGUCAGUCAAUCUGCAAGCCAAAAGAGAUUUUGUCCACAAAGCAAAGAAAUAGUUAUCAGCAGCAGUUGGAAGGAGCGAGUUUACUCAUCUCUACUGCCUGCGCUACUGAAACACCUCAAAGCAUACACAGCUCCAAUACGACAUAA
Molecule: messenger RNA, 1353 nt
Organism: Batrachochytrium dendrobatidis JAM81
Lineage: Eukaryota; Fungi; Chytridiomycota; Chytridiomycetes; Rhizophydiales
Exons: 2
Coding region: 1-1353 (450 amino acids)
Biological process (GO): SCF-dependent proteasomal ubiquitin-dependent protein catabolic process
Cellular component (GO): SCF ubiquitin ligase complex
Source: RefSeq, a predicted model, not a curated record